UCUGAACUCGGUGGGGAUUUCCGGUGUUGUGUUGAUCUGAAUAACUCGGGAGUGGUUGGGAGUAACGUGUCAGCCGCGGCUUUUUCUUUUCAAGAAAGUCGGCGGAGCGAUGCCGGCCCGAGGCGUUACGUCACCAGAGUCGUCUUUAUCUGGCCACGUGUGUUGGCACGUACACGGGGGUUCGACUCCGGUUUAGUGGCUCUUAACGCACGCACGUAGAAUAACAGCGCAACAAUCUGCAGGAAUAUACACAAGGGAUGCCGAGGCAGAGAUGCUGGGAUAAACGUGUUGGCAGGUCUCUUAUCUACACGAGUUGUCUCGAGACGGUGACUGCCUGCUGUCACUUACCGAAUAAACCACUUCAACUCCAGAGUUUCUGCCUCUUGAGAAGUCUUCAGAAAUUCUUCAGCAGGGUGAAAGAACCGGGCCGUGUAGCCACCGCUCUGUAAUAAGGCUAUCUAUAUGACUGUCAACCAGCGUACAGGUGGGGAUUGUAUAGAUGCAGCAUGCAGGGAGGUGGGCCACCGAACGAAGUGGAAGACAGCAGCCUGCUCUUCAAUUCUCUGAAGGUGUAUUUGAACAACAAGAACAGACUGCAACCCAUCAUUGGCCUGAGGAGCAUCACAGAAUGUGUGAAUGUGGACACAGCGGGCACAGAGGCGUUGUACCUGUGCGAGGUGUGCAUUUGUCGCCUCGGCAUCACUGACAUACGGAACCACAUCAUGGGAAGUCUCCACAGAUACAACUACAUUAAAGCCCGGCACCCGCGGUUUGUGACAGAUUGGAACAACAACGCCAACUUGUCCAAGCUCGCCUGGCCGCUGUUGGAGAUGGCCAGGAUACUGGAAAAGCGAGAGGGACCUGGGGAUGUGCAGGUGCUGAAGGUGAAAGCAGAGUUAUACAAGAAGAUGGAAACAUACAGCGAGACUAAAGCCAUCAGUCUGUUGAAUACCAUCAAACUCAGAUGGGAGCAGAGAGAGAGCCAGGGCAUAUCGGAGGAUCUUUGCACCACCCAGUCCCAUAGAAUUGUGUUGUCGCCAAAGAUGCACCCGGUCCGGUCGAAGAAACCCAACGUCCAACCCCGGAGGGCCAUCGUGCAAGAACAAAAAGUCUCAGUUCAAAUGAGCGAGCAUCCGCCAUUGAUGGAAUCAACCGCGUGUCUCUCUGUCUGGCCAAGUGCUCUCCAGUCAACUGGAUCCAACAUGAACAAACUCCUCGAUGGCUACGAAGGGGCCAAACCUCUCAUUGGUCUCUCCCUUGUUGUUGCGUGUUGGGGUGAGGAGGACGACCACUUAUACUGUUUUUUAUGUCACUGCUGCCGGAUUAAGUCCAUCAAAGAUGACAUCAUAGAUCACCUGACCAGCUCCUCCCAUUAUUCCAACUACAUGGUGGAGAUCCAUCCCGGGGAAGUGGAUGUAAUGAGGGGGGAGGAAAGUGGCGACAAUCAAUUUCUUCAGUCAGUCGCCAAGAGAGUAGAGCAAGAGGAGGGAAGAGGAAAAAUAAAGGUCAUGGGGCUACCAGCCUCCCUCUGUAAUCAGCUGAGAAGCAACAGUUAUCAUUGGUGUGCAAUGAUGUUGUCUGGUCAUCGUAACAGGACAAGUAUCAAUAUCAUGAAAAGAAAAAUGGCUGCCAAAGGGCCAGAUGUCGGUGCCGUAAAAGCCUCAGAGGAAAAUACAAAACACAGGCAGACGACAGUGCUCUUCAAAAGGGCGAAAAGAGCAGGGAGAAAGAGGACAGAUGGAAACGUCACCAAGCCGGUGUUCAAGGUAAGCCUGCCGCUGUCUGGUGGUUCGAUGCUGUUGAAGAGGAUAUCGUUCAGCCCGGACAGCCUCCCUGUGUCACCUGAGCCCUCGCCCGCCGCCACUGCCAUGUCGAACCCUUUCUCGCCAGAGCUCCAGACAGACGGCUCUGUGUUUAACACUAGCCCACUGACAGUCGACCUGGAUGAACACAACAUCCGGGUACGCAUAACCUCACAAUCCGAGCGCAGUUUCUCAAGACAAGACCAGUACGCGGUAUGGGAGAGGGAGCUCAACGAUACUCGAUACCAAAAUGCGGACGAACCCUUUGCAGACAGCCAAUGCUCUGGCAAGAUGGAAAACACAGCUGGAACAAGAAAGUGUCUGCAGAGAAGUGCCCAUAACUGGCAGCCAGCAUUUAAAGCAAAAAAGAAAUCAAACGCUGCCUUGUUACAGCUUGACAGUCAGGACGUCGGGGUGUCCGACAACGUUGUUUCUGGAAUCAACAAUACCUAUGUGGAGAGCAAUGACUAUGGUAUGCGUUAUGCUGAAGGAGGACUAGUUGGUAGUCAGGAUGGGCAUGAGGAAGGCUCAUACAGAGAUGAUGAAGGAUUAAGGGCUCAAAUGUGCCACAUGCAGAAUUUGCCAUCUUACAGUUCCUGCCAGAGAGGAGAGGAGGGUUUCCCUGAGGGAAAGCAUCAGUAUAUUUCUGAUUAUCAGAGUCAGGUUGGCAUAAGGGACAACAUGCCAAGACCCGGCAGACAGGGAGAAAUGAGCUCUAACUCUGCCUAUCAACAGUACCACCAACACCAGCCCCAGCAACCAUACCAAGAACAAGAGUACACAUGCCCUCCCUCUGACGGUACCUGGUAUCACAGUCCUGCAAGUAACAUGGUUCCUUAUUUAGAUGUUCACAGGUGCAACAUGGAUCUCCACGGAGACUCAGUUAUUCAGGGGAGAGACGUUGCAGAGCCCAGAAUGCAGCUGUUUGAGGUGAGACAAGGACUUCAGAGUUCUGAUGGGGUGCAACUAUACGCCAGUUACAACCAAACUGCUCCACCCACGACCAUGAUUGCGCCACCCAGUUACAUUACCAUGACUACAGGCUAUCAGAUCCUCCCCCUAGGCCAUGGGAUGAACUCUGACCCUUACUCCACAGUGAACCUCGACCUGCAUCCUCAGUCAACUGACAACGCCGGUUGGCUUGAGCGGCAGUCCCGAGUCUUUGUCUCAUUGGGACAAGCUCAGGCUUUUGAAGCUCUUCCUGAUCAUUAUUCCAGGGGGAUUGACAGCAGUUUGUUAGUUCAGAUGAAUGCCAGGGAUGACUGUUAGGGCACCGUCUCCAUACGUGGUUAGUACCCACAACCAGUGUCCACAAACUGCACCUUUCCCCACACCUACCCCUGCACCCCCCAGUUUCCCCUCCCCCCUGAACAGGUGCCCAGACCAACCAGAGGAGGCGCUAGUGCAGCGACCAGGACACAUACCCGCAUCCGGCAUCCCACCCGCAGACACGGCCAAUUGUGUCUGCAGGGACACCUGACCAAGCCGGAGGUAACAUGGGGAUUCGAACCGGCAAUCCCCGUGUUGAUAGGCAACGGAAUAGACUGCCAUGCCACCCAGAUGCCCGAUGUUUCCCUUUUUGAUAUCAUCCAACACAUCAUCGCCGCCUCCUUUCCACAUUGAUUAUUUCUGAUUAGGCAAUGUUUCUCACUGAUGGCGUGGACAUUAGGAUAAGGCCUUAUUUUUUCCUCUAUCAACCAGGUUAACUUGUCAGUCUUUAAUUUUCUACAUGAAAUAACCAAGCCAAGAAGACUGACAGCCCACAUCAUUUAUCAAAAACUCAGUUGUAAUUUAUCAGGCUCAGUUGUAAUAUGUUUUCCUCAUUUGGCUUGAAAAUAAAAAGCAUUAAAUUCAGUUGAAAAGAUGAGCAAACUUGUACUUGUAGUUAUAAAUACCCUACUGUACUUUCUACCCUGCUUUGUUUUGAUUUUAUGCUGUGUGAUAUAAAAUGUAAUAUUAUUAUUAUUAUAAUGAAAAAAGACUAAUUGUAUCUCCUCAGAGAAAGUAUAGUUACAUAAAUGGAAGACCGGCCUUCAGCAGUUAAAAAUGAAACCUGUUCAGUCGGUGGAUAAGCAAGUUUGCUUAACACAGGCUCUCAACUCUGAUUUAACUCUGAUACAACAAUUGUUGAUGAUGAAGUAUUCUCAUUGUAUAUUUGGGGCUAUUGCAAUUGGUCUGAACCCACCAGAUUUCUUGCUUGAUUGAUAGUUUUACCCAUUGGUAUUUUUAUUUUAUUGCCUCAAGCUCAGUUAAGAGCCUUUUUUUGCCCAAAUCAAAAUAUGAAUAAGCGUUCCCGUGUAUUAUUGGAUGCCUUACCUGAAGAACGUAUGCUUUUGGGUAAUGCUGUUUAGUCUGAAAGAUGGACAGAAUAUUGAGUAAAUCUGCCAGACACCUAAUCUCAGCUCGGAUUAGACGUGUCCCAAAGCACUGCCGUCGAGGUCAGAAACAUGGUCAGUGUCACUUGGCGGAGAAACGCUUCAGUUACACGAUGCUCGUCUGUCCUGAAGACGUCAAGUGUUUGGUCUGUCGUGUUUCUCUACUGACCUGUGGUGUGGAAUGCUUUGCAGCUGUACUAUGCAAGACCAACAGAGAAAUUGGAUUAUGUCAAAUAUUAUGUGAUUUUCAGUUCCAAAUUGUCCAGAUGCUGUGUUUUGUGUUGCACAGUUGACGCAGUUUUCUAUUCCUCUUGGACCAUUUUAGUAUUGUAACGUUUCUGAAUUUCAUACUGUGAACAUUUUCUUCGAAUUCAUUCAAUGUGUACCAUAGGUUAGUUGGCUUUUUUUUAAUAUCACUAUUGUUUAUAGGUGUGUAAACAUCCAAUCUGAAAUUUAUAUAAUAUUGAUUUCUUUGUCAGUUUGUAAACUAAUGGAUUUGGACAAUCUUGUGCUCUCUAGUAACUGGUUUCUAGUAACUAGUAAUUGGUUUGUAUGUUGAAAAGCAUUUGUCUAUUUUCAGGAAGCCCAUGGCAAUGUCUGUGUUAAAAUAAAGUCUGAGGACGUCCGGGUAGCGUGGCGGUCUAUUCCGUUGCCUACCAACACGGGGAUCACUGGAUCGAAUCCCCGGAUUGAAUCCCCGUGUUAUCACCGGCUUGGUGGGGCGUCCCUACAGACACAGUUGGCCGUGUCUACGGGUGGGAAGCCAGAUGUAGGUAUGUGUCCUGGUCGCUGCACUAGCGCCUCCUCUGGUUGGUCGAGGCGCCUGUUCGGCGGGGCUGGGGGGAAUAGCGUGAUCCUCCCACGUGCUACAUCCCCCUGGUGAAACUCCUCACUGUCAAGUGAAAAGCGGCUGGCGACUCCACAUGUAUCGGAGGAGGCAUUUGGUAGUCUGCAGCCCUCCCCGAGUCAGCAGAAGCGGUGGAGCAGCAACCGGGACGGCGCAGAAGAGUGGGGUAAUUAACCAAGUACAAUUUGGGAGAAAAAGGGAGGGGGGGGUCACAGCCAAUGACAUUCUUUACUGCACUAUUUGAACAGUUCCCUAUAUGUACAUUGGGCCGGUGAAAUGGUUAGUUUGCUUUAAUUCAAGUUGACUUAAAUACAGUAAAAGCACAAGAGUUGGGUCUGCUUGUCUUGGCUUCCUGAGCCCGACGGCACGGUUCACUUGUUAUUCAUUUGCCCCGCAGUUUCCAGACUUGGUCCUCCAUAGGUACCUUGGUAUAACUUCAAAUCCACCAUUUGAUUUUGACCUGCCACUAAAGUUAGUGGCAGUGGAGAGGCUACAUUUGAAGAUUUUCACUGCUUGACACCAGGGGUCGGUCUGAGUCUGCCCUCUGGCUUCCACUGUCCUCAGUGUGCAUUAGAAACAAUUCACAUUUCUUACAAAGCCAAUUAGACUUGCGUGGAAUAAAACCUGAAUAUACCAACGUCGCCACAAACCAGGUUUUAGACGUGUUAUCUACACAUGGCUCAUUCUGCAGUUUAAUAGAGAAGUGUUGAAAAGAAUCAGCCAUGUUAUUGUGCAAUGCUGUGUGGGCCAAUGGAUGUUAAUAAUAAUAAUAACAAUCAUUGCAUUUAUAUAGCGCUUUUCUAGACACUGAAAGCGCUUCACAUUUUCUUAUUAAGACAUUGUUUUGGGUUUCCAGAAUCCAAUGGUGUCUUGAUUACCUAUUACAGUUACCGUUAUAAUCCAGCAUUUGAUUCCUAAUUUAAAGUUUUCACACCAAUAGCAGACUGUUCAACUGCUGUAUUUGAAUGUCUAAAGAAAGCCUUGGCUACAAAAUAAAUGUUGGUCU
Lampris incognitus (smalleye Pacific opah) is the source of this 6030-nucleotide messenger RNA. RefSeq lists its product as uncharacterized. The transcript has 13 exons. Bases 507 to 3071 code for a protein of 854 amino acids. The record is from RefSeq and is a predicted model, not a curated record. Lineage: Eukaryota; Metazoa; Chordata; Actinopteri; Lampriformes; Lampridae.